Molecule: messenger RNA, 655 nt
Organism: Limulus polyphemus (Atlantic horseshoe crab)
Lineage: Eukaryota; Metazoa; Arthropoda; Merostomata; Xiphosura; Limulidae
Product: beta-1,3-N-acetylglucosaminyltransferase radical fringe-like
Exons: 4
Coding region: 56-655 (199 amino acids)
Cellular component (GO): membrane
Molecular function (GO): glycosyltransferase activity
Source: RefSeq, a predicted model, not a curated record
UAAAAGAAAGGUCUUAAGAACAAGAGUCUGAGUGUUGAUUGAAAACGCAGCGAUCAUGCGAGCUUCACCAAGGAAACUGUUGCAAGGGGCAACGGGGGUUGUGUUUCUCGUGUACUAUACAACUCUUCUCAUUUUCUGGGAGCAUAGGGAUCCUCCUAUGUCUAAUCCCUCAAGCAAUAUUAUGAUGAAUCCCAACGAAGAGGGACGACCACUGGGGUUUCAGGAACGAGCACCUCGAUCGUUAUCCGAGACUGAUUAUCCCGUGGAGGAGCCGGAAAAUUUAAAUAAUCAUAACUCUAGCACAACUGAACAUUUCGAAUCGACAACUCCUUCAAUGGUUGUUAAAGCUGUCCGGAAAAUUACUCCAAAUACUGUCGAACUUAAAGAUGUUUUCAUCACUGUAAAAACAACCAAAAAUUUCCAUCAGCCACGACUAGAUUGGAUCCUCAAGACUUGGUUUGUUCUCGCAAAAGAACAGACGUUCUUCUUCACAGACGCUAACGAUCCAGACUUUCAGUCUAGAACAGGUGGUCAUCUCAUCAACACAAAUUGCUCUCCGUCUCAUAAUAGGAAAGCCCUGUGUUGUAAGAUGUCCGUUGAAUUUGACAGGUUCCUGGAAAGCCAGAAAAAGUAUGUAUAUUUCAUACAAUACUAA